This is a messenger RNA of Helianthus annuus (common sunflower), 1533 nucleotides long. RefSeq names its product zinc finger CCCH domain-containing protein 68. The transcript has 5 exons. Bases 297 to 1397 code for a protein of 366 amino acids. Lineage: Eukaryota; Viridiplantae; Streptophyta; Magnoliopsida; Asterales; Asteraceae. Gene Ontology annotation, molecular function: metal ion binding. The record is from RefSeq and is a predicted model, not a curated record.
UUCCACCUCCUUCCAACGUCCAUAUCCCUUAAACCCUCACAUUCCGGGAAUCGGAAAACCAGAAUCCAUUCGCCUGAAAACCAGAAACUACACUCCAAAACAGCUGUAUGUCAUGCACCUGUUACAUUAACUUUCAUCAGCACCUGCCAACCAAACAAUUUCCUCUACAUUUAUUUUCUUCAAAAAUGACCCUUAGGGUUUUUCAUCCACUUUUACAAAUUCUAGGGUUUUGUUACUAUCACUUCUCAUAGGAGUUUAUAUUUGGUGUUUCUCAUUAACUGCUGUUGUGAGAUGAAAUGUUAGGAAAAAGGGGAAGUGAACUUAGAACCCGUUGCGAACAUCCUCCGAAACACCAUUUUAGGACAUCUUGGGUUCAACCCAUAAAAACGCAUAUUCAUCAUGUUCCACAAAUAGCUUGGACGUGUCCACCUCGGUUUUUGGUGGACCCUAAUUGGAAAAUGGAAGCAGGCUCAGAGAGCCAAGAAAAACAUAUCCAACUCCAUAGAGAAUCAAGAAUUGCUGAAGCAAUCUAUUAUCACAAGUCUGCCAUUCCUCCUAAUCCUUAUGUUGCACCAAACACGCUCGAUUUUAACGAUGGUAGCAGGAUCCCUGUCAUCCCCCUUGACGUCAUUAACGAUGAAACGUCACCUAAUGACCCGUUAAUCCCACCUGGCCCCACAGCAAAACCAGGAGAAAAAACCACACAACCUCUUUUACCAAGAGAUGAAGUGAUCGGAACGGCUAUCGCACUCGUGGCUUUAAUUAAAUCCAAGGAACCCGGAAGUCAAGUUGACCUCGAGUUGCUUAUUCAGCUUCUUUGUAACCCAGGUAUGCUCGAGAACUUGACAAAGGAACACGGACUCGAGACCAAUCAGAGCUCCGUAAUCACCCGUGCUCAACCUCAUGAACAUUCAUCGGUUCCCGUGCCAGCUGUUGGUGGUUACAGCACGUGUUCGCCAUCAGCACCGUUUAGUCGUUCUCUGCCUCGAGACGUAAGAAACAUGAUAGAGCAGAUUCAUAGCAACUCAGAAAGCCAAAACCCGAGUUCCAACAAAAAAGUUGAUGUCGGAAAGCUAAGAAAGCUAAUCAAUGAGUACGGGUUAGGAGAUGAUUCGGUCAAACGCGGACCUGCUGCAGUCAAGGAUGCGGGUUACUACCGGAGACUUAUCUCGCUACAUGGGAUGGCUCAAGAGAAUGAUAAACCUCAAGGAUCUGUGAAACUGACAGGGUCCCGAGAACAGAGACCGUGUGUGUUUUUUAAUGGCCCGAAUGGUUGCAGGAAUGGGUCUGGUUGCCGGUUCCAGCAUGUGAAGGGCGGGGUUGGGGGAGGUGGUCAAGAACAGCACGGUGAGAAACGGAUGAAGUUUUCGGGUGGAAUUUUUGGUAGACAUACAUGAACAUCUAGAUCGGUUUGAUGGAGAGUGUAGUUAAAUUUCUUAGUUCUCGGUUUAAAAUUUGUUUUCGAGAUUUUAUGGUUUUAGCUUUUUUAGUUGAGAUAUAUCUGAAGUCGUCUAUAAAUGCUUUACCGACUCA